CCGGCGUCCCGAGCGGCGGGGCUCUCGCGCGGAGCGGGGAGCUGUGUGUGGCCGGCGGGACCCGGGCGAGUGACUGGCCAUGUCACUGUCCCACUUGUACCGGGACGGGGAAGGCCACAUGGAUGACGAUGAGGACGAGCGGGAGAACUUCGAGAUCACCGACUGGGAUCUCCAGAAUGAAUUCAACCCCAACCGGCAGCGCCACUGGCAGACCAAGGAAGAGGCCACCUAUGGAGUGUGGGCAGAGCGGGACUCGGACGAAGAGAGGCCCAGCUUUGGAGGCAAACGGGCCCGCGACUACUCUGCACCGGUCAACUUCAUCAGCGCGGGGCUCAAGAAAGGGGCAGCAGAGGAGGCGGAGUUGGAAGAUUCCGAUGAUGAAGAGAAACCUGUUAAGCAGGAUGACUUUCCUAAGGAUUUCGGACCCAAGAAGUUAAAAACGGGUGGCAAUUUUAAACCCAGCCAGAAAGGCUUUGCAGGAGGAACCAAGUCUUUCAUGGAUUUUGGCAGCUGGGAAAGACACACAAAAGGGAUUGGACAGAAGCUUCUUCAGAAGAUGGGCUACGUCCCUGGAAGGGGCCUCGGGAAGAACGCACAGGGUAUCAUUAACCCAAUCGAAGCCAAACAGAGAAAGGGAAAGGGCGCUGUGGGAGCUUACGGCUCGGAGCGUACCACUCAGUCCCUGCAGGACUUCCCCGUGGUCGACUCAGAAGAGGAAGCGGAGGAGGAGUUUCAGAAGGAGCUGAGCCAGUGGAGGAAAGACCCCAGCGGCAGCAAGAAGAAGCCCAAAUACUCGUACAAGACGGUGGAGGAGUUGAAGGCCAAGGGCAGGAUUAGCAAGAAGCUCACCGCCCCCCAGAAGGAGCUUUCUCAGGUCAAGGUGAUAGACAUGACUGGGCGGGAGCAGAAGGUCUACUACAGCUACAGCCAGAUCAGCCACAAGCACAGCAUCCCUGACGACGGGCUGCCGCUGCUGGCGCCGCCGCUGCCACAGCCCGGCAGAGAGGCCAAGGCCCCGGGCUUCGCGCUGCCCGAGCUGGAGCACAACCUGCAGCUGCUCAUCGACCUCACGGAGCAGGAGAUCAUCCAGAACGACCGGCAGCUGCAGUACGAGCGGGACAUGGUGGUCACCCUCUCCCACGAGCUGGAGAAGAUGUCGGAGGUCCUGGACCACGAGGAGCGGCUCAUCGGCAACCUCAGCAAGGUCCUGGAGAUGGUGGAGGAGUGCGAGCGGCGCAUGCAGCCCAACUGCAGCGACCCCCUCACCCUGGACGAGUGCGCCCGCAUCUUCGAGACCCUGCAGGACAAGUACUACGAGGAGUACCGGAUGUCCGACCGCGUGGACCUCGCCGUGGCCAUCGUCUACCCGCUCAUGAAGGAGUACUUCAAGGAGUGGGAUCCCCUCAAAGACUGUACUUACGGCACCGAGAUCAUCUCCAAGUGGAAAAGCCUGCUGGAGAACGACCAGCUCCUGUCCCACGGUGGGCAGGACCUCUCGGCAGAUGCCUUUCACAGGCUCAUUUGGGAAGUCUGGAUGCCUUUUGUUCGAAACAUUGUCACCCAGUGGCAACCAAGGAACUGUGACCCGAUGGUGGACUUUUUGGAUAGCUGGGUGCACAUUAUCCCCGUGUGGAUCCUAGAUAACAUACUGGACCAGCUCAUCUUCCCCAAGCUGCAGAAAGAGGUGGAGAACUGGAACCCGCUGACGGACACCGUCCCCAUCCACUCGUGGAUCCACCCGUGGCUGCCCCUCAUGCAGGCGCGCCUGGAGCCGCUCUAUUCCCCCAUCCGCAGCAAGCUGUCCAGCGCCCUGCAGAAGUGGCACCCCAGCGACUCCUCGGCCAAGCUCAUCCUGCAGCCGUGGAAAGAUGUCUUCACCCCUGGCUCCUGGGAGGCAUUCAUGGUCAAGAACAUAGUGCCCAAGCUGGGGAUCUGUCUCGGAGAGCUAGUCAUUAACCCCCACCAGCAGCACAUGGAUGCUUUUUAUUGGGUCAUCGACUGGGAAGGGAUGAUCUCCGUCUCCAGCCUGGUGGGGCUCCUUGAGAAGCACUUCUUCCCCAAGUGGCUUCAGGUGCUGUGCUCCUGGCUCAGUAACAGCCCCAAUUAUGAAGAGAUCACCAAGUGGUACCUGGGUUGGAAGUCCAUGUUCUCAGACCAAGUGCUGGCACACCCGUCCGUCAAGGACAAAUUUAACGAAGCCCUGGAUAUCAUGAACAGGGCGGUGUCCUCCAAUGUUGGGGCCUACAUGCAGCCAGGAGCGCGGGAGAACAUUGCCUACCUCACCCACACGGAGCGGAGGAAGGACUUCCAGUACGAGGCCAUGCAGGAGCGACGUGAGGCCGAGAACAUGGCCCAGAGGGGCAUCGGCGUGGCCGCCAGCUCCGUGCCCAUGAACUUUAAGGACCUCAUCGAGACCAAGGCAGAGGAGCACAACAUUGUCUUCAUGCCCGUCAUUGGGAAGCGACACGAAGGCAAGCAGCUCUACACCUUUGGCCGCAUCGUCAUCUACAUCGACAGGGGAGUGGUAUUCGUCCAGGGCGAGAAGACCUGGGUGCCCACCUCACUGCAGAGCCUGAUAGACAUGGCCAAGUAGACUGCAGCAGGCCAGGGCAGGCUGGACACUCGCACCUGAGAGGGACAUAUUUAUGAAUAAACAAGAUUUUAAACCGUC
Diceros bicornis minor is the source of this 2671-nucleotide messenger RNA. RefSeq names its product tuftelin interacting protein 11 (gene TFIP11). Bases 80 to 2593 code for a protein of 837 amino acids. Gene Ontology annotation, molecular function: nucleic acid binding. The transcript is spliced from 13 exons. Gene Ontology annotation, cellular component: U2-type post-mRNA release spliceosomal complex. Gene Ontology annotation, biological process: spliceosomal complex disassembly. NCBI's taxonomy places the organism in Eukaryota, Metazoa, Chordata, Mammalia, Perissodactyla, Rhinocerotidae. The record is from RefSeq and is a predicted model, not a curated record.